Molecule: messenger RNA, 3220 nt
Organism: Mugil cephalus (flathead mullet)
Lineage: Eukaryota; Metazoa; Chordata; Actinopteri; Mugiliformes; Mugilidae
Product: transcription factor Sox-10-like
Exons: 4
Coding region: 358-1851 (497 amino acids)
Biological process (GO): morphogenesis of an epithelium; enteric nervous system development; negative regulation of transcription by RNA polymerase II
Cellular component (GO): nucleus
Molecular function (GO): RNA polymerase II cis-regulatory region sequence-specific DNA binding; DNA-binding transcription factor activity, RNA polymerase II-specific
Source: RefSeq, a predicted model, not a curated record
UUUCCACUUUUCAAUCACUUUUUUUUUCCCUCCCAGUCCUUCUCACAAGGCGCUCUUUAAGCUCCGGUGUUGCCACACAGAGCAGCCAUUCAUCGGCUCUACAGUCAGCCACACACACUCCCAUGCUGAACCACUGGACAUAUAAAUUGAUAUAACGGUUAUUGCUGAAAGGGAUUUUCUAGCCGAUGGUGGAAAGAGUUCGGAUAUUUUUAUGAAGCAGAAUGGCUUUGCCUGAGAAGAGUCAGCAAUAACUGGGACGCUCAUAUAAAAAGAUUAAAUUCCGCUUAAUAGGUUGGACUCUCUGUAAAACAUAUUUUUCUCUGCGGGUUGUUUUGUCAUUCAUUGCAUUUAAAGAAAAUGUCUGGCGAAGAGCAUAGCCUGUCCGAGUCGGAGCUGAGUCCUGGAGGAUCAGACGACGGUCACUCAUUGUCACCCAGUCAACCUGGUGCGCCGCCCGGCCAGGACUCGCCUCUGACUGGGCCGGGUCCGCAGCUGGCCGGGCUCUGUGUCGGGGACGGCAGCGGUGAUGAUGGCAGACCCAGAGCCAAAUCAGACGAAGAGGAUGAUCGCUUCCCGAUCGGCAUCAGAGAGGCGGUCAGUCAGGUGCUGGAUGGAUAUGACUGGACACUUGUGCCUAUGCCGGUGCGCGUAAACAAUGGAAACAAAGCGAAACCCCACGUCAAAAGGCCCAUGAACGCCUUCAUGGUGUGGGCGCAAGCGGCAAGAAGGAAGCUGGCCGACCAGUACCCCCACCUGCAUAACGCAGAACUCAGCAAGACCCUCGGCAAACUGUGGAGGCUGCUGAACGAGAGCGACAAGAGACCAUUCAUUGAGGAGGCAGAGAGGCUGAGGAAACAGCACAAGAAAGACUACCCAGAGUACAAGUACCAGCCCCGGAGACGCAAAAACGGCAAACUGGCGCCUGCUAGUGAGUCCGAUAGCCAGGGGGAAGGGGAGGCCAGCCACUCCCAGUCACACUACAAGACUCUUCAUCUGGAACACAAUGGUGGGGCUGGGUCUCCACUGAGCGACUUGCAUCACCACCACCAUCAUCACCAUCAUCCUGCUGGUCAGGGUCACAGCCCACCCACACCCCCCACCACCCCAAAGACAGAGCUCCAGUCGGGGAAACUGUCAGAUGCCAAGAGAGAGGGGGGAGCAGGGGCGGCUGGAGGAUCAGGGGGUUCCAGAGGAGCCCUUGGUGUGGGGGCUGAAGGAGCAUCUGGUGGCCCCUCAUCCUCAAGUGCUAAGCCUCACAUCGACUUCGGCACCAUGGACAUCGGCGAGAUCAGCCAUGAGGUGAUGUCCAACAUCGAGCCGUUUGAUGUAAACGAGUUUGACCAGUACCUCCCUCCAAACGGCCACCCUCAGAGCAGCAGUGGGUCCUCUGCAGCAGGAUCAUCUGCCUCCUCUUAUGCUUACGCCCUGGCUGCUGCUAGCGGGCACUCAGCCUGGCUCUCCAAGCAGCAGCCUCAGGCGUCCCCGUCGUCCUCCGACCCCUCCAAGGCUCAGAUCAAGAGUGAGUCUGCUUCUGGUAGCCACUACGUUGAGGCCUCCUCCUCUCCCUCAUCAGGCACCCAUGUCACUUACACCCCGCUCAGCCUCCCUCACUAUGGCUCCGCUUUCCCCUCACUGGCCUCCAGGGCACAGUUUGAGUAUGGAGAGCACCAAGCCCCUGGGGCGUACUAUGCCCAUUCCAGCCAGGCCCCUGGGCUGUACUCAGCCUUCUCCUACAUGGGCCCUACACAGAGGCCUCUGUACACUACCAUAGGAGACCCCUCCAGCGUAGCCCCCUCUCACAGCCCCACACACUGGGAGCAGCCUGUUUACACCACACUCACAAGACCAUGAGGGAGCUGAGCAGAGGGAAAUAUUGGAAGCUUGUGAGUGGAUUUGUGUGUGUGCAAAUAUGUGAGUGUGUGACUGUGUGUGUGUGUGUCUGUGCCAUAUCGACAUACAUUAGAGUUUUGUACUUUUUUUAGCCAAUGUAAUGCAAUAUGCAUCCAUGGGGCCUUACACAGUUAUAAAACAGCCACAAAUGCACACAGUAUAAAGUGUGAUUCAAUGGUCAACAGCCAAUCAGAAAUAAGAAAACCUUAACAAAUGUGUGCCGUCAUAAAUGGAUGUGUUGGGAACAGGAAGCAUGUAUAAAAGAGAAGGAUGAGUGAGAGAGGCACUCAUCAACACAAAAUGUUGGACUGACUCUUAUUUGACCCAGAACCGGUGGGUUUAGACAGACAUAAUCAGAUUUUAUUAACCAAACUAAAGGAUGUUUUGUGUUAUUUUAUAUAAGUAGUAAGUUUAUUGUCAUUGUUGAUAUGCUAGGGUGUAACUUUAUUGUGACUGAUUUGAUAUUACACAUAUAUGUCUACACCACUGUUUUGGGAAAAAAGCAUGUUUUGUUUCACUAAGAUGUUUCCUUUGUUGGUUGAUUUUUUUCAUGGCCAGAAAAGGAUAGUUGCAACUUUUUUCUCUCUCUCUCUGUAGAUAGCACAGUGUGUAUCUCUGUCCUUCCUUUACAUUUAUUGAACUUAACAACUAAGCAUUUAAGGGGAAAAUAGGAAAAAGAGAGGGAAAGAGAGCUCUUUAAGAUGUAUUUCAACUUGCCGCUCAGUCUUGGAUACUUACCUCAACUCUAUUCAUUUUGUGCCAAUAGCAAAGGAGAAAUAUGACCACGAAUACCUGAUCAGAUAAAGUGACCUUUAGAGCCUACACUUUAGUAUUAUUUCUUGCCUUUUAAGUGCCUAACAGUUUGCUGAUUCACCUUUGAUUUAUCCAGUUAGUGAGUUAACAUCUAUAAGUACAAAGUCUCAACCAAAUAUUUUGAGAUAAUUGGCCAGCUUUGAGUCUUACUUAAGGAUUAGAAUCACAUGUACAAUCGUUCUGCACUGCAUGUUGGCCAAAACCUUGUUUUCGUCUUUACAGUUUCUUCCUAUGUUGCUCCCCUCUUCUUCUUCACCAAUGUGAAUAAUGGUCAUUACCACAGCUUCACCUUCAUUAAGUGCCACAUGUUUUAUUGUUUUAUACUGACCCUUCUAUCAAGUCAUUAUUUUUAUGUCAGUAAUAAUGUGUUGUGUGUCACACCUUUGCUUCAUCCAUUUUGUAAAAUUCUGGAUAGUUUUGUAAAGUGCUAUACAUUCACUUGAGUAUUUUGCUUCCUUACCAGAAAAGCAAUGUUGAAAUAUUAUUGUCAUCUAUUAAAUCAAUUUAUUUAUAAAGA